GUGGGGAAAGCGGGCGCUCGACGACGGACCAAGUCGGCCUCCGAUAUGUCCACAAUAGGAGCUGCCCUCUUGCCACCAAUGGCUUUCUUGGCCGUACCAAGUACACCUCCCCCAGUGACGAAACCUGUCCCACGCAACACUGGUCUGGUGUCGGAAAUGCUGAACACUUCUGCCAUUGGUCGACUGUCACACACUGCCCCGCCUGUUAUUGAUGAUGCCUUCAGUGACCCAGACAGUAGCCUGUACGAUUAUGAACAUAUGAAUGACCCAGGAUAUGCCACUGUGGAUUUUGGGACAUUGGAGAGACGGCGACAAGCAGAGAGGGAGCGUCUGGGGUCCCCACGCAACACACCAGUGGACAUUAAUGAAGCAGAGGAACAGUCACAAGGCCAUAGGUAUCACAUUCUGGAGCCAUCUGAGAUUAAACAGGAGCUGGACGGGUUACAGCAGGACCCAGUGGCAGCACUCUAUGCUGUCCCUAACAAGGUCAUCUCACAGAAGAAACAUCACCGUCACAGCGGGUUAGCAAUAGCGGCGGCUGCGGAGCAGCACGUUGACUCUGACCCUGAGGAGUCCCUAGCCAUGAAGCGUUAUCACCAAGAGGACCUGGCCACUACCCCACAGACGCUGCGCAGGACUGUACCCAACACGGCACGCGAGGUCCGCGAUGCCAUGAGAGCUGUCAGGGACCUCCCGGCCAUCGACUCGGAAGAUAAUCUGGCAAAGAAUGACCUGGAUAAGAACAGUGCAGAACUCAAGGAAUCAUUGCGAAAACUCAGGGAUCAUGAUAUUUCCAUCGAAAGACAACAAGAAGUGUUGAAAAGACUGGAGGUCCAGAUUAUUGACCUGCAGAGAUACAGCGAAGAUUUACGCUCUGAGAACUCUGCCCUGAGGAAAGGCGAAGACAGGGUAGGCUCCUCAGUGUUAAAGAAACAGUUACACGAGCUGAAGGAAGAUUGUGACAUCCUGAAGAGCACAGUGCAUCGUCUGAACAUAGAGCUGAGCAAGUACCAGGCCAAGUAUCGUCCAGUGCAGUAUGGCAGUGAGGCUCAGGAGAUUGUAGGAUUGCCCUCGAAAGGCCCAAUUCCGUCAUGGCUGAUUAACACCAAGUACCUGGCCCCCUUGUUUCUGGCCUAUGAUGAUGAGCUGAGUAAGAAGGACCAGGCUAUUCAUCAGUAUGAGGAGAUCAUGGAGUCAUUGAAGAUGAGGACAGAGGAGGUGGUGAAGGAGAAUGAGGUGCUGGUAACCAGGAGUCAGAAGGGAGGUUCUGGCGACCAGGACUGGUCCAAGCUUGAGGAGCAGGCCAGGCUUAUACUGGAGGAGAACCAGAUUCUUAUGGAGCAAAUUAAUGUCCAGCAAAACAAGUUCAAAGAUCUACACAAGGCACAUUCACAGGAAAUGGCCAAGCUGUCACGGCGUGUGGUGAGUAUUUCCUCUGAGAAGGCAGACAGUGAGCGAGAGAUUGAGCAGCUGAGAAAGUCUCUGAAACAACUGAAGGAGAAGUAUGAUGAAAGCUUGGUGCACACAGAAGAUAGGACCGUUCAUACGGUCACAGAGAUAAAGAGAACAUUAACAGAGUCAAAGGAAAUUCACCAGAAGGAAAUAGAAAAUCUCAGCACCAAAUACCAGGCACUUCAAGUAGAACGCAAAAAUCUGGCUUAUGAGUUGACUGAUUUGAAAGCCAAAAAUCAUGAGUUAGAAGCAGAGGUGAAGUCCUCACAGAAGGCCCUGAAGAAAGUGCAGAAUAAAAUCCAGUUGAUGAACAAAGCAUUAGAGUUGUCUGAGAACAAAGAGCUGUCUGCCCAUGAUCACCUAGCUGCACUGAUUAAACUGGCUGAGAGAAAUGCCUUUGAGAGGGACACCUAUGCCAAAGUGGCUAAAGAUCAGGAACAUGAAACCAGGAGAGCCAUGAACAAGCUAAUAGAGGGGAAUGUCACAGUGGGCAAGCUGGAGGAAAAGCUCAAGACGUAUAAAGUAAAGGCUGCCGCAAAACUGAACACAGUGGCUGCCAGGUUUUCUGAACAGGAAGAAAAGUUUCAAAGUGAAAGGCUCGAGUAUGAAAGAGAGAUUAAACACUUGAGGCUAUUGGUGAAAGAGAAGGAGUUGAUGCUACAGUCAGCUGACACUGAGAAAAGGGCUGUGGAGGAGGAUUUAGAGGUGAUGUGGCAGGCAGCAAACUCAGAGAACAGAACUAUGCAGGAGACCCUGAGGAAAAGUGUACGCAGACUACGCCACCACAAAGGCUUGCAGGGCGUGUGUGAGCCUGACAACCAAGAACUGCUUUAUGUGUCUUCUGACGAAGACGAUGUGGAUAAAUAGAAACAUGCUUGUGUGUUGUCGGUCAGUAGCUGUUAGGUGGAUGGAUAAGGUGUGCUCUUCAUGAUUACAGAAGCAAGAGGUGCUGGGUGACAGGGAAUGUGAUCUGUUGACACACCUGUGCUGAAGUCUCACACAGAUAACAGUAUUUUACACAGCUGAAGGGUCAGGUCUUUACUGAGUAUCCCAGGAACUUUGCUGAUUAUGACUGGGAUUUAAAGGUGGUUUAGUUAUGAGUGUACCUGUGCAAGAGUUCAUGGGUAAAUAAAAAAUAAGGGGUGAUAUUGAUCAAGGUACAGGCCCUGUGAUUUGUUAACCCUUUGGAUAAGUGUAGUUAUCUCCCUUGGUUUGCCCUGGGAAGAAAUAUAGGACUGGGUUAUUCACCAUGAUCGACUUUCAGCUGAAAGACCUUUGCACCUGUUCAAGGUCAUACGAGUAAAUGUCAGACAUUGCCAAUCACUGACAUGCUCAGUGUUUCACACAGUAUCCAGCUGAGUGUCCACCGGGACACCAUUAUUGUGAAGAACUUGUCCUGCUCAAAAGACUAUGUCCAACACUACCUCAAGGGGAGAUAAGUUCCUUGGAAUGGACAGUCCAAGAAUAUUUGAUCAGCUAAACCUUCACCUGUCCUCGGAGAGAACUCAUUUUUUGUGCACAUAUGGUGUCAUUUGUGGCUAUUGGUGACAAAGUACUGUACAUUUUUGUUGGGAGAUUAGAGGUUGUUCAGAUGUUUAAUCAUUCCGUCCAAGUUUGUGACAGAAUGGUUGCACAGCGUGCAACGUCCAAAGAAAAUACACUUCUGUCCUGUUUUGUUUUUAAUCGAAAAGGACCUUUUGAUCAGCCGAAUUAAUCUUUGAGGCAUUAUACAUGUGUUAAGUUAUUUAUUAUUCUACAGCUUGUUCUGUAUGGGUUUAUGCUUAGCAUUUCAUCAUUACAUGAGUACUGCAUUCUUCAGUGUGGUGCUGUGCACUAGCGGACCAGUUUAUCCGUCCAGACAUUGUUUUAUGUUUAUGUAGCAUGUGUGCUUUUGCACUGGUUUGUGAGCAGAGUAUUCUACAUGUAUAUCUUGUUUUCAUAGAUUGAAGACCCUCUUUGUUUGAGUGUCGACAAAAAUUUCCAUAAUAUCAGUGG
Messenger RNA from Liolophura sinensis, 3447 nucleotides. RefSeq names its product centrosomal protein of 89 kDa-like. Gene Ontology annotation, biological process: cilium assembly; chemical synaptic transmission; mitochondrion organization. The record is from RefSeq and is a predicted model, not a curated record. The coding region runs from base 46 to 2319 and encodes 757 amino acids. NCBI's taxonomy places the organism in Eukaryota, Metazoa, Mollusca, Polyplacophora, Chitonida, Chitonidae. Gene Ontology annotation, cellular component: ciliary transition fiber; centriole. The transcript has 21 exons.